Clonostachys rhizophaga is the source of this 1374-nucleotide messenger RNA. The record is from the annotation of a GenBank genome assembly. Lineage: Eukaryota; Fungi; Ascomycota; Sordariomycetes; Hypocreales; Bionectriaceae.
CAGCGCGCGGCGUGGCAGAGCGUCCACAGGCUCGAGUGCAAGGCCCUGCAGCGGGUGCCGGCCGAGCGUCGGGGCCAGUUGCCCACGCCUGUGCGUCUGCUCAUGCAGGUGCUGCUGGUGGAGGGGAUCCGGGACGGCGUGGACUCCCUGGAGGGGCAUGUUGCGGCGAGGAGGGCGCGGCCUGGGUGGAGGGAUGUGGAGUUGAUGGCCAUGACUGCGUGCUCGUAUGCUGGGAAAGGGGUGGACGAGGUUACGGUGAGGAAGGCUGCUGAGCAGCUGUGCAAGAUCCAGACAAAUGCUUUCAACUGGGCAGACGAGGAUUUCACAGAGGCGUGUGUGUUCAUCCAGCCUACAUUGGCAAUGAUGAACCACUCGUGUCUGCCUAAUGCCAUGAUCCAGUUUAUUGAUGGCAGGAUAGUCCUCAGGGCUGAAUCAAAGCUGGAGGCUGGGGAUGAGAUUGAGAUCUCCUACACGGAUGUGACGAUGCCGUUGCCAAAACGACGUCAAGCUAUAGACUCUUACAUGUUCCAGUGCCAGUGUCUCCGAUGCCGAGAUAACUUGAACAUCUACCAAGCCUGCUCAACCUCCAGUAAUCUAGAUCUCAAUGGCCUCAGCUUAUCACCCGAGGUGUCAAAGGUCUCACAGCUCCCCAUCAUCACUAACUCAGCCAUCUCCAAGCGCGUCACCACCGCCGUAGAUGAGCUUUCAGGAAUCAUCCGGACGGAUGAGUUCAGCAACAGGGACAUCAAGCUUCUGACGCUCCGUGAGCGAUUCCAGGCCUGCCGCGAACUCGUGGUUGUCGGAGCAUGGGCAGCAACCCCGGUACCACAACUCCUUGCUGCCAUCUCCAACUACUUCGUAAACAAAGAGGACUAUACAAGUGCUCUCGCCAUUCAAAGUCUGGUAGCGAUAGAGUGUACUCCCUAUCGAUACCCCGCGCCAUUCCACCCCAGCCGUGUAAAGGAGCUGGUUCACCUUGCGAGCCUGCUCAGCAACACAGCCCCUCACACCGCCGAACAAAUGGCACAAUCAUCUGCCUCGCAGUUAACGGGAGGAGGUACCAUUCCCAAGAUCCAAGAAGCUCUCAGGGAGAUUGAUCAAGUAUCGACUUAUCAGAUGCUGCUCUUGCUUGCGAAACGCCUUGCGCCAGCUGGGUUUGGUGCCAAAUUCAAAUUAUCCCUCCUCGCAUCAGAGAGACUAGACGAAUUGAAACAACUCCCUGGGCGAGAAAAAGAGCUCUCGCUUAUUGAGAGAUGGGAUGCGGAUCCACACAGCGAGUGGUCGAAGGGUUUCUUCCAAUUCGCUGUAGUAGAUCCGAUCCACAGACUUGCAUCCCUCGGGGAAGAGCUUGUGAACCAGGAAUUCAGUAGAUAA